Molecule: messenger RNA, 4266 nt
Organism: Gadus morhua (Atlantic cod)
Lineage: Eukaryota; Metazoa; Chordata; Actinopteri; Gadiformes; Gadidae
Product: CDGSH iron-sulfur domain-containing protein 3, mitochondrial
Exons: 3
Coding region: 3729-4130 (133 amino acids)
Cellular component (GO): mitochondrion
Molecular function (GO): 2 iron, 2 sulfur cluster binding
Source: RefSeq, a predicted model, not a curated record
CUUACGGCCUGUUUUUAUGAAUGUAUCAUGGGAUGGAGUUCAAGGUGAAGCGUUUUUUCUGUAUAUUUGUGUUUGUAUGUUUUUUUAUAUUAUUUCCGUGGUUCCUCUUCUAUUUUUGUGUAGGCAGCUUACAGAGAGAGUGGUCUCUGAUUGAAUUGCACUAAUUUGUCGACUAGACCAAUUGAGCAGCUUUUUCGUCGGCCGGGAGCCAAUCCCUGAAGCUGUUCUGAGGUCUUAAUGGAUAAGACCCGCCAAUAAGUUUGAACUAUAUAUAUCUAUACGAGGCCAAAAUGCUCCUCAUUCGACUGCUCACGCCUUGACCAUGGUUCAAGCACCCAACGCCUGGACCAACAGUACCACCCAGCCGGGGUCCGUCUCUGGAUCAUUUGGAUCUUUGAUCUCACGUCACCUCUCGAAAACCUCAGAAGUCUUCCUUCUUGACACCCUGCCCUCCCUUUGUUUACACCUCACUCAAAAUGAAAUUCUAUAUAUUGCUGCGUCCUAAUAGCACUUAUUGUUUGAUUGAUAACGACACCACAGUUUUGACAUGUUGGCGCUUUGUUACCAUCACACUGUUUUGAAAGAAUCGUAACCUCAGAAGUGGUUGCCGGGAUCACUUUCCUUAACGAUUAAAUAUAGUUUUGGUGGAAUUCAUUAAUUGCUGCAUUGCAACAAUUGUCUAAUUUAUAAUUCAAAUGCCUUUCUGGUGUUAAAUUGAGACUGAAAGCUAAACCAACAUGUCAAAAAUGUCUUCUUUUGUUUAAUCCCUUGUAGGAAUUUAUAGAUAAAUUAUAUCCCACAUGUUGCUAGUGAGAUUAAGCAGGCUAAACCAAACUUUUGCAACUUGUAAGAAGAAAUUAACUGUAUAUCUUAAACCAGUGAGCACUUUGCAUAUUAGUAGCGAGCAGAGACAAGUUAAUCAUCCACAAAGUACCUUCCCUGAAGAAGAUUGGUACUUACGGGCCAAUAGUGGCUGUCAAGUUCCUUGUGUAAAUUCGUAUUUUGCACUCUGUACAGGGGCCUGUAAAAGAAAGCUGACUUUAAGCUAACAUUCUGUUCCUAAGGAAUCUCAGAAUUGUGUGAAUUGUAAUGGUUCUUAAAGGUGUUGUGUUUAGGAUUUAGUGGCAUCUAGUGGUGAGGUUGCGGAAUUGCAAUCAACUGAUCCUCAACCUUCCCUUUCCACCGACAAAAGGUUAGCUAUGGUGGCCUGUAAGGUGCUUGUAGUUAGUUCCAAAAUGAUCAUGAAUCAUCAUCUACGACAGUGUAGAGUAGCCAAAUGUCAAGGGAUGAGGUUCCUUGAAAAAUAAUUUAGUUUUUAAAUCUAUUAAACAAUAGAUCACAGUUUACAAGUAAGAUAUGAUUAGAGAUGAGAUGAUAGAUUAUGAUGAAAUUGCUAACUCGACAUAUCUAGAGCCAUUUUGUCCAUUCUAGGCUACCAUAGAAACAUGGUGGUGGAACAUGGCGGGCUCCCUGAAAGAGGCCCCGCCCCCUAGGUAGAUAUAAAGGCUUGUUCUAAGAUUACUAAAAGACAACAAUUUGUGUUUUCAUGGAAUAUUACACAAAUUAAAACAAUUUCUGCCAGGUCCAUUUCACUAGUUGCCACUGAAUUUUAAUCGCUGCACUGCUAAAGCCUGCCCGAGAAUGGACACUGUUCACUGUUCACACUGAAACCUACACAGGGUAAAGUGAACACAAACUCCAAAAAGACCUAGCGUUGCCCCUUCGGUCUCGAUCUAUUUCUCCUAAACCGCGUCCUCCAUCAGGCCCCUGAAGUCUAUGUCGGGUUUAGAUUAGUUAAGUUGUUGCUUUAUUUUUGUAUUUAUUUUUACUCAAACUCGUAGAUACUGUAUGUUUUUCUGCUCAGCAUUUCAAUGUUAAUUUAGCAAUACUGGAUAGUUAAUGCCUUAAUGAUGCUAGAUAUGAAGAAAAAAAAUCAAGAGCCCAAAGGCUCACUCCUUUCUCCCUUGUUUUUUACUUUGAUAUUGUCUUUUAUACAGGGUAUGUGGUGGAUUUAGUAACAUUAAAGCACUCUUCCACAACCCAUUUCUAGUUUCUAUAGGCAACAGUGAUAACAGUUGAACGAUGUGAUGAACUGUAGUUGAUAAGAAAUGUCUAUUCAUUUUGUAUUGUAAGUAUAUCUUAAGAUGAUGCAAUGUUAUUUUUCUUGCUGUGUACCUUGUAGAGGGGAAAAAAAGACUGGUUUUCAAACCGGUCACAAAGCAGUCACGGCAUAUGCUUUAGCGUUUGCUCUGACUGACUGGCGCGCCGAUAAGGAGGGCUAAGCUCACCAGUGUAGCUGUUAACAUCUUUAAUAACAGUGCAAUGCCCAUGUAGUUACUGAAAUACCCCGGCUGACCUUUACUGGUGUGUUCUGCUGAGGCCCGAGUUCCUAACCCAACAGUUUUACUCUGAAAAGCUCUCCCAUCCCUUACAGUCCUUUACAGUGAGGCACGUCUGUCAAGCUCAUUGACUGAUGAAGGCUAACUUAUAGUACCUCAGACUAUUCGAUUCUCGUCACUCAUUCUGGUAUAUCGUUACAUGUGAUCUUUACAAUAUCAAUAGUAAUCUCCCAUACAUGUGAUGUCUGUAUUCCAGAUGUGUUUUUUUUUACCUUGUCAUCAGGAAACUUCAAGAAGCCUAUCAUUAUGGUAACAAAUACUGUAGCAAUGACUGAAGGAGAAUGUUCAUGUCGAUAACCCAUUGAGCCCACAUGUUGACAUGCAUUUGUGAAUUUAUGAGUUUGUACCAAGUAGCCUAUGUUUUUUUUUUACGAGUUGUUUCACGACCGAAACGUUUGAGACAUGUACAAAAGCUUGACUGAGUACUGCAAAGGAUUUUUUAAGGGUUUCUUUCCCAUGUUGCACUGGGGCAUAUAGGCCCGCUUGUAUAACGUUACCUGUUUUUUUUUUCUUUUUGGGGUUAUUUCCAUUUAGUACUUUUCUAUUUUUUGGAGUAAAGGUUGUAUACUAUAGUGUAUGUUUGUGUAAAACACAGCCGUUCUUUAGGAUUUGGAGCUUGGGUAACCCAUGUCAUCAUUGUUGUAGGCCUACUGUGUUUCCUUUUGUGUAUAUUACAACAGUUCUUAACAGCUGGCAUUGAAUGAUGUUGGACAAAGAAUGAGUUUCCAUUGGCAUUAGAAUUGCAUGAAAUGUGAUUUUAAACUCAAAUGUAUUGCUAAAUACCAAUUAUAACUAUGCAUAGAUUUUAAAUGCAUUGUUCCCUGAAAAAAUCGCAAAGCACUGAAUUUUCAAAAGGACAAGCACGUUGUCAUUAAACAUUGUAUUUAUUGAUCAUUGAUCAAAAAGGAAUUAGACAAUAUUCUGAGUAAUUGCCCCAUAGGCUGAAUUAUUUUGAUAUUUUUGUGUGUAAAAUAAAAAAUAAUGUAUGAAGACAACAGCUUCUCUUGUCAAUAAAUGUUUUUACCUGACUUGUUUUAGAUUUUCACCUUUGGAACUGCAAUCAAAGCCUGAACAAUGGACGAGCCCUGGUUUUUGAUUGAGUGUCUUUAUGGUAGGCUAGGCAGCGCAAAUAACGUAGACCAGUCGAGGAAAGGUCGUUUGUACCUCAUUAGGGGAGGAACUACGGCGAUAUUGUUUAGGUUAGUUAGGGUGAAACGUGAUCUCCCGUUGAAGGCUGGUCUACUGCUUGGUCGCCGUCGACGUCCGACAACAUUCCUCUCUGUGGGGAACAGACCGGCGUCGUAAAUCAAGUUUGAUUCGAGCGAGAGGAUGAAUGCGGCUGCGCUUAUGAUCAUUGCAGUGCGUAAAGGAUUCACCGAAACCUUCAAACAGCAAAGACUUCUUCCUGUUUCCACUUUCAUGAUACCAAGCCGCCUCCAGUCGACAGUACCUGUGGUUGCUGCUCGAAUACCCUGCAGAGUGAAAGUGUCCGCUGGGAAGCGUUAUUCAUGGUGCGCAUGUGGACACAGCAAAAAGCAGCCCUUCUGCGACGGCGCGCACAAGACCAAAGCGCCGGGCAUCCCUCCGGUGCGCUUCACCCCUGAGAAGGACGGACACCUCUUCCUAUGCGCCUGCAAACAGACGGGGAACCAGCCGUACUGCGACGGGACGCACCUCAAAGUGAUUCUCCAGGACGUGGUCAAGUCAGUGAAGAAUGUGUUUAAAUCCUGAAGAAAAUUCCAAUGUUGUCCUUUUCUCGUAUGCAUGCAGUAUACUAUUUUUUUUUCUGUACACCAAAUGUCAAAAUGUUUGUUUUAUAAAUAAAUAAUGAUAUUGAUUGUGAUAAAGGAUUUUAAACAAAAAGUCA